UUGAUUGGACCAUUGUAUAAAACUGAAUGUGACAACAUGUUUUUGAUGAAAACUUAACAUUUUCGGAACGACCGAGGAGUACUUGAACACUCACUGAAGAGUUGCACAUUUAAAGGCUAUUGGGAAUCCGUGAGGUCAUGGUGUAUUUAUUGCGUAUUUUAUGGCUGUUCUUUCAGACCUCAGAAGUCGGUCUGAACAGACUGUUUCUGGUGCUUUGAUGAAGAUAUAGCUACUCUCUGUCACUCUUUGAGCUGACAUGCCUACUUCAGUAGACAAUGGAGUGGAGAGGAGGGUGAAGCCUGAGCAUAUCCACCACCACACUUCAAGACCUCUGAAGGUCAAAAAGAUGGACCCUUCAUCUGCAGCUAAAAAGCAUCAUCAUAAAGUCAGCAGGUCAUCCAAGCCACCGCAGCCACCCAGGAGAAAAGACAACGUGAAGGAUAGGGAAUCACUGACUGAGGAGCAGUCUCGGGCAAGAAAACCGUCAGCUCCAGAGGGAGAAGCUAAGGUGGCAAGUACUGUGGUGAAUGUGGACAUGGUGAGAGAGAAGGAGGAAGAGGAAGAGGACGAGGAGCAGCACGAGGAGUUAUUGGGGCUUCUGGAGAGUGGCUGCCAGGACGAGAGUGUGAAAGCCAGACAUAUGGGUGUCUGUGAGUCUCUGCUCUUGGGGUUGGCUGUCACAAUAAUCAUCUUUGUUUUCCCUCUCUCCAUCUGGUUCUGUUUCAAGAUAGUGAGAGAACAUGAGAGAGCAAUGAUCUUUAGACUCGGACAUCAUCUUCAAAGAAAACCCAGAGGACCAGGGCUAAUUUUUACCCUUCCAUUUUUGGAUGUUUGCCAUAAGAUUGACGUUCGAUUAAAAAUGCUUAAAGUACCCACUCACACAGUGGUAACCAAAGAUCUGGUCAGUACAGAGCUGAGUGCAGUGUGUUACUACCGUAUUGAGAACCUGUCCUUGUGCUAUGCUUCACUGGCUGUGGUCCCAGCUGUACUGGAGGGUUUGAUGCAGGUCUCAAACAAAGAGAUCCUUGCCCAUCACACUUUCACAGAGAUACUGCUGGACAGAAAAAUGAUUGCUCAGAAGAUUCAGGUUUCUAUGGAUUCUGCUGUCUGCAUGUGGGGAAUCAAAGUAGAAAGAGCAGAUAUUCAAGACGUUUAUCUCCCCCCUGAGUUGCAACACAACUUUGCUACUGAAGCGGAAGCCAAAAGACAGGCACACGUCAAGGUGAUUGCAGCAGAGGGGGAGCGGGCAGCCUGUGAGGCCCUGAGGGCUUCCACCGACGCCUUCUCUGGUUCCCCUGCCACCCUUCAGCUCCGCCUGCUUCAGCUCCUGCACAGCCUGCAGACGGAGCGCUCUGCCUUGGUGCUCAACCUGUCCUCCGGUCUGCUCCCACUGCCCAGUGGCCUCUCCAGCCUGGCCAAUAACACCCUGCAUCCGGUCACCAUGACCCAUCCGAGCCCCUCAGUGGGUGACACCGAUAACCAAGAUUCCCCCAUGAUGUGAGGGGUUAGGCGUGCAUAUGAUUCUGAUUCUUCACUGAUAAGCUUGGACUGUAGGCUACUACAACGGCAGAGAUCGGUGCCCAGUGAGCUCUCAAUGAGAGCUUGCGGGUGCACAAGCUAACGGAUACACUUUAGCACCCCUAGUGUAUAAUGCAAUUGUGGAUAAUCUCAUGAAGUGCUCAUGUAGUGCAUUGAUGAGUAGACUUGAAAACCAUGUUUAACUACACAAGGACACAAACAUAAGCUGGCAGACAGUUCUUUUUCUUUAAACAUGUGUGCUAAAGACACCAUUUUUAUGACCUGGUUAGGUGAUCACACAAAUGCUUGUAUAAUACACAACACCUCAUGAGCUGUCAUUUAUUCCUAAAUAAAUUCCCUCACACAAA
Molecule: messenger RNA, 1886 nt
Organism: Clupea harengus (Atlantic herring)
Lineage: Eukaryota; Metazoa; Chordata; Actinopteri; Clupeiformes; Clupeidae
Gene: nphs2
Product: NPHS2 stomatin family member, podocin
Cellular component (GO): plasma membrane
Source: RefSeq, a predicted model, not a curated record